AUGAAUGCAGACACAAAAAAACUAAUAUCAAACCAAUACGGUAGAGUAAACGCCCCACCUAUCGAACGUUGUCGAGUUAACUUCUGCACAGACAUGGAAAAAUCGGUUCUAAUGAGUAACUUUGAGAGACGAGGCUGGAAUCAAGUGGGACAAGAUGACGAAUGGAACUUUUAUUGGGCGUCGACACAGACCUGCCGGAAUCUGUUUAGUGUCGAGAGCGGGUACCGAAUGAACGAUAACCAAAUCAUCAAUCACUUUCCCAACCACUACGAAUUGUCGAGAAAGGAUUUGCUAGUGAAAAAUAUUAAACGAUAUCGCAAAGAGUUAGAAAGGGAAUCCAGUCCGAUUGCUGAGAAAGCUGAAGUCGUCCUCCCUGGGGGUCAAGUGGGGACAAGAUACGUUCACCUUGACUUUAUACCCGUCACCUUCGUUCUACCGGCGGACUACAAUAUGUUUGUCGAAGAGUAUCGAAAGUCCCCACAGAGUACAUGGAUUAUGAAGCCUUGUGGCAAAUCUCAGGGUACGGGAAUUUUUCUUAUAAAUAAACUGUCGAAGUUAAAGAAAUGGUCUCGUGAGGCCAAAGCUCCGUUUCACCCUCAACUAAGCAAGGAAAGCUACGUGAUAUCUCGAUACAUUGACAACCCUUUGCUUAUCGGAGGGAAAAAGUUUGAUUUGCGUCUGUAUGUGUUGGUGACGUCAUUUCGGCAUCUUAAAGCCUAUCUGUUCCAAUUGGGGUUUUGUAGAUUUUGUACAGUAAAAUACGAUACUAGUGUGACUGAAUUAGACAAUAUGUACGUGCAUCUGACGAACGUGAGCGUACAGAAGCAUGGGGGAGAUUACAACAAUAUACACGGAGGGAAAAUGAGCGUUGAAAACCUACGAUUAUUUUUAGAAGGAACCAGAGGACGGGCUGUGACUGAGAAGCUUUUCUCAGCCAUCCAAUGGCUCAUUGUGCACUCGCUCAAGGCGGUUUCGUCGGUCAUGGCGAACGACCGGCAUUGUUUCGAGUGCUACGGAUACGAUAUAAUAAUUGAUGACCAGUUAAAACCCUGGCUGGUCGAGGUUAAUGCCUCGCCGUCACUUACCUCCACUACAGUGAACGAUAGAAUUAUGAAGUAUAAAUUAAUAGAUAACAUGAUUUCAGUUGUUUUACCGCCUGAUGGCAUCCCCGACGUUCGCUGGAAUAAAACACCGAGCCCUGAAGCUUUUGGAAACUUUGAUUUGCUUAUAGAUGAAGAGUUACUGGAAAAAGAGGAAAUGGCAAGCACUGGCCGCUCAUUCAAAGGUCAUAAGAGUAGAAAUUAA
Molecule: messenger RNA, 1305 nt
Organism: Pieris brassicae (large cabbage white)
Lineage: Eukaryota; Metazoa; Arthropoda; Insecta; Lepidoptera; Pieridae
Product: polyglutamylase complex subunit TTLL1-like
Exons: 1
Coding region: 1-1305 (434 amino acids)
Biological process (GO): protein polyglutamylation; microtubule cytoskeleton organization
Cellular component (GO): cilium
Molecular function (GO): tubulin-glutamic acid ligase activity; tubulin binding; metal ion binding
Source: RefSeq, a predicted model, not a curated record